GCGCUGUCCUCCGGUUGACGCGCUAUCCCCCGGUUGACGCAACUGCCGACUAUCCCUCGCAACCAUCGAACCAGUCUUACAGCUGGUUCAAGACUUCAUCAACACACGCACAAGCUCUUCAAGACACACUGGGCAUGGACGCCGACUAUGGGAUUUCAGGACUAUGGCGAGACGACGGAUUUGCAUGGGUAGACCAAGACGAAGACUUGGCAGAAUCGGACCCCGACGAGUCUGCAGAAUCGACUCCAAACGUCGAGAUACCAAGACUUGGCGGCCGUCAAAGAGUGUCGUUCAGCCUUCUCCCCGCAGCACUCACCAGGGUCUUGGACAUCCCAAAUGAGGACGCUGAGCUCGUCGAUUUCCUUGGCAUGAUAAACCCGGAAGCCUCCGCAACGCUGCUAGAGACCUCAUUUGGGCUUCGUAGCGCCCUGCUCAAGCUGCGCAAGCUUGGCAUCCUCCCCAAUGGCCCCCUGCCCACCUUCUGGCGCGCGCUCCUUCCUCGCGCCGUCCCACUGGGUCUGCCGCCCUUGAUCGAUCGCCUGCCCACCGAGCUACUGUCGACAAUCUUCAUCUUCCUCGUCGAGGCCGAGCUUGCCACCAAAUCGCACACAUCCGUGCGGCUGUCGCACGUCUGCAGUACUUGGCGCGCCACCGCGCUGGGCGAAGCGGCGCUCUGGACGCACGUCAACGUCCGGGAGUGCGAUGGCCAGUGGCAAUGUGCCAGGCGGAGGGUCGCGGAGCUGUACACGCAACGCGCGCAGAUGCUCCCGCUAGACGUCGCGUUCGAUGCUCCAUUCGGCAUACCCCGCCAGGGACCCGAUGUCUGCCCAUGCACGCUCGACCUCGUCCUGACCAACAUGCCGCGCACGCGAUCCCUGUCCCUUUUCUGGACCCACGAGUACGCCCUCCGGCCGCUCUCGCGCGUCCCGCCCGCCGACAAGGAGCGCUUGGAAAGUCUGAGCGUCACCCUCGACGACUUCACCGCAGCACACCGGGCGAACACCGACCUCGUCGCCCGGUUCGCCGCCUCCGCGCCCGUCCUGCGCGAGCUCUACUGGCGGGAGCGCGCCCUGCCCGCUGGCAUCCCCUAUGCGCGCAUGACCGCCCUCGCGCUCGGGCGGUGCCCGCUCAGCGAGGAGGACGUGCUGUGGAUCCUGCGCUACGCGCCCGCGCUCACGCAGCUCAACGUCAACCUCUUCGCCGCGCGCAGCUUCUCGCACGCUCCACUAACGCACCGUGCCCUGCAGUCCUUCCGCCUCGCGGGCGAGGGCACGCGCAACGGGCUGUUUAGCGCGCUGAGCUUCCCGGCGCUCCGGUAUCUGUGGGUGGGCACGUCCGAGCAGGCCUCUCGCGCUCUGUGGCCCGACCGCGACGCGGAGGUCUGGCUCGCGUUCUUGGGGCGCAUGGUAAGGGGGCUGGAGUCCCUGGACCUCUCCGAGGUACUCAUGGAGGAAGAGACGCUCCUGCGCUCACUUAUGCUGCCCCAACUCGCCGGGUUGCGCAAUCUGUCCGUACAAGGCGAUACCCUCAUUGCUGGGUAUGAUCUGUUCCAGCUUUUGCGGCCUAACCCGGCGGGCUCGAUUGCGCCUGCUCUUCCUAAUUUACAAAAGCUUACACUCAGCCUGUGUGAAGUGCGCGACGGCGUGGUCGGCCGGAUUCUGCAGAGUCGGUUUGAGUAUGGGAUGCCCAUGUCGUGGGUGGUGAUUACCUUUCUCGGGACCUACGCGGAGCACUCAAAAGACUCGGCUAUGUUUCGUCAACUGAGUGCAAGUCGAGCGACGAACAUGGUCUACGCUCCUCAAGUUCUUACACCCGACGAGGAAUUUUGCAAGUUCAUUUUGGUAGUCAAUACGCACAACAGAAGCGGCAUUCGUAGGUCAGAGAUCAACGAACUCUUACGAAGCUCAGAUUUCAAUUCACUUCAACUCGAAAACGCCUCCAAAGCAGAGGGCUCGAUGCGCAUCAAUGCCAUAGUAGUCCACAAUGAUAUAGUAGUCCACUAAUGUACAUCGGUAUAGUUUGUAAUGGAGAAUCAUCACGGUCGUCGCUUGUUCAUAUACUCGACUGCCACCUCAUCAUUAUCCUUCGGGCCCUGCAGCACCCCUCUCCAUCACUCCAGCACCCCUC
This is a messenger RNA of Schizophyllum commune H4-8, 2127 nucleotides long. RefSeq lists its product as uncharacterized. Lineage: Eukaryota; Fungi; Basidiomycota; Agaricomycetes; Agaricales; Schizophyllaceae. The record is from RefSeq and is a predicted model, not a curated record. Gene Ontology annotation, molecular function: protein binding. The transcript has 3 exons. Bases 135 to 2003 code for a protein of 622 amino acids.